Molecule: messenger RNA, 4133 nt
Organism: Diceros bicornis minor
Lineage: Eukaryota; Metazoa; Chordata; Mammalia; Perissodactyla; Rhinocerotidae
Gene: ZNF674
Product: zinc finger protein 674
Exons: 7
Coding region: 1409-3187 (592 amino acids)
Biological process (GO): regulation of transcription by RNA polymerase II
Cellular component (GO): nucleus
Molecular function (GO): DNA-binding transcription factor activity, RNA polymerase II-specific; RNA polymerase II cis-regulatory region sequence-specific DNA binding
Source: RefSeq, a predicted model, not a curated record
GGUAAAUGCGAGGCACCGUUGUGUUUCACGUUAAUCUCCACAAUAGCCCUGUGAGGGUAGGGGUGCAUGCCUGAGACCACUGCUCACCAAUUUCAGACUCCAGCUUAUCUACCCUGGGCUUCCUUAGUUAGUCUACAGAAGACCCAGCCUGAGGCCUCACAAGGAGUUUGUAGAAGUUCAGAGUAGUCUGUGAGUAUGCUAUCAUCUAGUUCUGCUGCCUUUUGAUGCUACUGUGACUGGGCCUGAGAACCUGACUUGUUAAGCUACAAGGCGCUGAACCCUGCUGUCCUGAUGCUGCCGCGGGGAUUGCUCCAGUAACAGGGAUCACUCUGCCCAAAAGCUCCUUGUUGAAAGUUUCCUUUCAAGACUGCCAAACAGGGAAGAGGGCGGAAAUCAACUGGAAAUCGUGGGAAUGGAGGAGGUGAUGGGGCGGGAACAGGGUAGUGGAGGGCCAGCCAGGGGCGGAGGGUGCAGGCGGACAAGGCUUCCAGCUCCAUGUGGAACUGACCAAUGCUGGCUCUUCACCUCCUCCCCCGCCCCCUCCCGCCCCGCAGUGCCCUCAGCCCUGCUUUGUCUCCCUCCUCCAAACCACAGCGGAGUGUCCCUGUCCUCCAGACUUUGCUGAGGGUCCAGCACCUCUAGGGCUCAGCAUGAGCAUAGGGGAUUUGUAAUCUUUUUAAAUUUUUAUUUCACUAGUAAUUCAUAUUCACUGUCAAAAAUGAGAAAAUGCAAGUACACACAAGAGGAAAGGUGAAAUCACUCAAAGGUAACCAGUGUCUGCAUUUUUUUUUUUUUUUUUUGUGAGGAAGGUCAGCCCUGAGCUAACAUCCAUGCUAAUCCUCCUCUUUUGCUGAGGAAGACCGGCUCUGAGCUAACAUCUAUUGCCAAUCCUCCUCCUUUUUUCCCCCAAAGCCCCAGUAGAUAGGUGUAUGUCAUAGUUGCACAUCCUUCUAGUUGCUGUAUGUGGGACGCGGCCUCAGCAUGGCCGGAGAAGUGGUGCGCGCCCGGGAUCCGAACCCGGGCCGCCAGGAGCGGAGCGCGCGCACUUAACUGCUAAGCCACGGGGCCGGCCCAUCCAUAGCAUUUUUAAAGCCCAUGAGGGAUCCCAUUUUGUGUGUCUUAUUUUUUAACUCAGUCCUCUUCGCUCAGGGUUUAGUUGCUUCCAAGUUUUUGAAUGUUGAAAACAACCACAGUUAAUAUCCUUGCAGCUUUGUGCUCAUUUAUGAUUGCUUAUUUAUGGUAAAUUUCCAGGAAUAGAAUUCUUGAGAGAAAGGAGGUGUCCGGUUGUUAAUGGCUUCUGAGUAGAUGUCUUUCAACACAAGGCAUACAUCUGUUCAGGAAGAGAAAAAAAUUCUACGUGCAAAACCCACCUGAUCUUAGCCGUGUCCCAAGGGAACAGGCUGGAGCUAUGAGGCUGUGUUUCCAGAUCUCCAUCCUUUGUCCAGGGCAGAAGAGGAUGGCCAUGUCCCAGGAAUCGUUGACCUUCAGGGACGUGUUUGUGGACUUCACCCUGGAGGAGUGGCAGCAACUGGACGGUGCUCAGAAGAACCUCUACAGGGAUGUCAUGCUGGAGAACUACAGCCACCUGGUCUCCGUGGGUUACCUAGUGGCCAAACCAGAUGUGAUCUUCAGGUUGGGACAAGCAGAAGAGGCUGCGAUGGCAGGCGGAGAAACCCCAAUGCAGAGCCGUCCAGAAUUCUGGGAAGUUGAUGACCAGGUGGAUAACCACAAGGAAAGCCAAGGCAAACCUCUGUGGAAAACUGCAUUCAUAGACAAGGAAGCACUAAAGGAUGAAAGUGGCCAAGAAUUCAGAACAUGCAGAAAAAUCAUUUAUCCGAGCCCAGACUUUGUUUCUACAAGACAAAGACUCCCUAGAUAUUAUUCAUGUGGAAGGUAUUCAAAACAUAAUUUAAACUUUCUUAGUCAAAAUAGAAGCUAUGUAAGAAAGAAAAAUGAUGAAUGUAAGGCAUAUUGGAAAUUAUGCUUCCAUUCCAAUCUUGAUAAAGCUCAGCCUGGAGAGAAAUUCUUUGAGCCUAGUCAACGUGGAAAAGCCCUCCAUCAUAAGCAAGACCUUAAUAAAAGGGAGAGACUUCUAACUGGGGAGAAACUCUAUGAAUGUUCUGAAUGUGGAAAAGUGUUUAUCCAAAAAGCAAACCUUGUUGUACAUCAGAGAAUUCACACAGGAGAGAAACCUUAUGAAUGCUGUGAAUGUGCAAAAGCCUUCAGCCAGAAAUCAACCCUCACUGCACACCAGAGAACUCAUACAGGGGAGAAACCCUAUGAAUGCAAUGAAUGUGGGAAAACCUUUAUUCAGAAGUCAACUCUGAUUAAACAUCAGCGAACUCAUACAGGAGAGAAACCAUUUGUAUGUGGUGAAUGUGCAAAAGCCUUUAAGAGUUCAUAUCACCUUAUUAGACAUGAAAAAACACACAUCAGACAGGCAUUUUAUGAAGAUAUCAAAUGUGGUAAAUCCAGCCUUAUGCAUCAAAGGACUCAUACAGGUGAGAAACCUGAAUGCAGUAAACAUGGGAAAGCUUUUGAUGAGAAGACCACUGCCAUUAAGCAGCAGAGAACUCAUACAAAAGAGAAACCUUAUGAGUGCAGUAAAUGUGGCAAAAGCUUCAGGGGAAAGUCACACCUCUCUGUUCAUCAGAGAAUUCAUACAGGAGAGAAACCCUAUGAGUGCAGCAUAUGUGGGAAGACUUUCAGUGGAAAAUCACACCUCUCUGUCCAUCAUAGAACUCAUACAGGAGAGAAGCCUUAUGAAUGCAGGAGAUGUGGGAAAGCCUUUGGUGAGAAGUCAACCCUUAUUGUACAUCAGAGAACUCAUACAGGAGAGAAACCCUAUAAAUGCAAUGAAUGCGGGAAAGCCUUCAGUGAGAAGUCACCACUGAUUAAACAUCAGAGAAUUCAUACAGGAGAGAGACCCUAUGCAUGUGGUGACUGCAGGAAAGCCUUCAGUAGGAAGUCAACUCUCAUUAAACAUCAGAGAAUUCAUACAGGAGAAAAACCAUACGAAUGUAGUGAAUGUGGGAAAGCCUUCAGUGUGAAAUCAACUCUCAUUGUACAUCACAGAACUCAUACAGGAGAAAAACCUUAUGAAUGCAGGGAUUGUGGGAAGGCCUUCAGUGGGAAGUCAACACUCAUUAAACAUCAGAGAAGUCAUACAGAAAAUAAAACCUAUUAAUAUACUUGAGAGUGGGAUAAUUUCACUACUAGUUAUACCUCAUUAUACUAUAUAUCAGUUCAUCCUGGGGUUCACCUUAUAAAUAUCAAGUUCACCUUAUAAAUAUCAUAUCAGUUCACCUUAUAAAUAUCAAUAAUGUCAGAAACUCCAUAUAUUAUUUAAUGUUCAUUUAACUUAAUAAAAGGCACAAAAGUAUAAUUCCAGAAGCAUGUUGAUCAAGUUUUCACCCAGAAUUCUUACCCAUGAGUGGAGAAUUGUACAUCAAAGAAUUCAAAAGUGGCAAAACUGUGAGUGUAUUGAUGUGAGGAAACCUUUAGAAAGAAUUUAAAUGUCAUUACCUAUCAGAGUAUUUAUGCUGAGGAAAAACUAAGAAUGAGUUUAGGAAACCAUGUUAGAAAUUAUGAGACAAAUGUGUUCCAUAUUCUAUAUCAAAUAUUUUGUGGGAAAGGUGCAGAGGUUGCAAACAAGCACUCAGUUAUAAAGUUAAGAUAUGUUCUCUGUGGAGUAGAGUGUGACAUUUUUUGAAAGAAUAGUAUAAAGCAUAAAAUAUUAAUCCUAGCUGGGGCAAACUCCUAGGUUAUUUCUUAAACAAAUAGAAAAUUGCUUUCGUAAAUAGAGUGAGAGAGGAUGAAUCAUCAGGAUCCCUGAAACAAAGGAGCUCAAACAGAAGAUCUUACACAUCUUUAGUGCAAAAAUGCAAACCCGUUACAGAAAAGGCAUACCUCACUUAGGAACAGUGCUUACAAUUUAAUAUUCUUUGUCUUGUAAGGAAGAGUAAUCAUUUUAUGGUGAGGCAAUAAAAUGUUUUUAAUUUUCAGAGUAUCUCCCAUAACACCAAUAUUAUUUAGAUUGCAAAAAAUAGAAGGACAUUGAAUAUCCAAUAAUACACAAUUGAUUAAAAAUUGAUAUAUCAAUAAGGUGGAAUAAUAUGGACCAAUUAAGAAUU